Messenger RNA from Echinops telfairi (small Madagascar hedgehog), 710 nucleotides. It is a transcript of the gene MIX23, whose product is annotated as mitochondrial matrix import factor 23. The record is from RefSeq and is a predicted model, not a curated record. The transcript is spliced from 5 exons. Lineage: Eukaryota; Metazoa; Chordata; Mammalia; Afrosoricida; Tenrecidae. Gene Ontology annotation, cellular component: mitochondrial intermembrane space; mitochondrion. The coding region runs from base 104 to 472 and encodes 122 amino acids.
UCCAAUAUGGCGGCGCCCAGUGGCGGUGUGAACUGCGAGGAGUUCGCCGAGUUCCAGGUUAUUGUUCUUUUAUUUUAAACGUGCAUAGGAAUUACUCAAGGUGAUGAGGACGAUUGAUGACAGAAUAGUACAUGAAUUGAACACUACGGUUCCAACAGCUUCAUUUGCAGGGAAAAUUGAUGCCAGCCAAACCUGUAAACAACUCUAUGAGUCGUUGAUGGCCGCUCAUUCCAGUAGAGACCGAGUCAUAAAAAACUGUAUAGCUCAGACCUCGGCAGUCGUAACAAACCUCCGAGAAGAGAGAGAAAAGAAUUUGGACGAUUUAACGUUAUUAAAGCAACUUAGAAAAGAACAGACAAAGUUGAAAUGGAUGCAGUCAGAGCUGAAUGUUGAAGAAGUAGUAAAUGACAGGAGCUGGAAGGUGUUUAAUGAACGCUGCCGAAUUCACUUCAAGCCUCCAAAGAACGAGUAGAGAAAGAUGCUGUGUUUAAAGGACCGGGCCAUCUCACAAGAGCUAAGCACGGCAGACAUCAACAGGGUGGGCUUCCUAGAGUGAUUUCUGAGCCAACAGUCCAAGACCUUUUGUUGAUAUCAGACCCACUUAGCCAAGACCUCAAACAUGAAUAAUCCUGAUAAUUACGGAGAUAUCAAUUACUAUUUUAUACUGAUUGUGUAAAAAAUGUUUUGUAACUAUUAAAAUAAUUUUCUGA